Molecule: messenger RNA, 657 nt
Organism: Cladophialophora yegresii CBS 114405
Lineage: Eukaryota; Fungi; Ascomycota; Eurotiomycetes; Chaetothyriales; Herpotrichiellaceae
Exons: 1
Coding region: 1-657 (218 amino acids)
Source: RefSeq, a predicted model, not a curated record
AUGGCUCCUACAAGCCCUAGUUCCAGGCCUCACUUCCUCCGCGCCUUGUCCUCCUCCUCCUCCUCCGCGAAGCCCACAAAGGACAAACCGCGACUGUACGUUGCACUUUAUCCGCGCGGAGACUCUUCAACGGCUUCUACCUUCCGCAACGUCUCCAGCUGUGACUCGUACCACUGGACCCUCGUAGUUGGGCCCCAGACGGCCUGCCGAACAGACGCGGGGACGCGGUACCAUGUGGCCCACCUCGACGAGCAGUCGGACAGGUAUCUCUAUGAGGAGCAAGACAUCCCGUUGAGUACAGGUGCGCAGAGAUGCUUAGUCCGUGUGGCUGUCUGCAAAGUCUCGGAUGAAGAGCGCCUCCGGUCGAUACUGCGGGACAUGCCUAUCCGCGGCGACGACUCGGCGUUCAAUUGCCUUUCAUGGGUGCGCGAGGCAUUUCGCAGACUCCACGACGACGGCAAGGCAGUGAAGACUUAUCUGAAGUCGGACGACUGGGACCAUGUGGAAAAGUGCGCCAGGAAAUAUUGCAAGCGGAAAAGAGAUGCAGGCAGAUUCCAGGAGGGUGCUGCGGUCAACAACAAUGGGGUAGCGCCGCCCUGGGAUGUGAAACAGAUCAGCACCUUCAACUACUGGGAGAACCGCGAGACUACAAGUUAG